Galendromus occidentalis (western predatory mite) is the source of this 2855-nucleotide messenger RNA. RefSeq names its product vacuolar protein sorting 39 (gene Vps39). Lineage: Eukaryota; Metazoa; Arthropoda; Arachnida; Mesostigmata; Phytoseiidae. The transcript has 3 exons. Gene Ontology annotation, cellular component: cytoplasm; membrane. The record is from RefSeq and is a predicted model, not a curated record. Bases 10 to 2634 code for a protein of 874 amino acids. Gene Ontology annotation, biological process: autophagy; vesicle-mediated transport; endosomal vesicle fusion.
UCAGUCGCAAUGUACAAGGCCUAUUCGUUGGAGCCGGUCCUCCAAAAUUUGCCAGCUACCUUCUCGGUGGUCUGCGCCGCAACUUACAAGGAUUCUAUCCUUCUCGGCACCAAGCAGGGGCAGCUGGUGACUUUUACCGUGACGGACACCCCGUCCGCGGAGACGAGUUUUGAUGUCAGACUCCGAAAGACAAACAAGACCUUCUCGCGGAAGCCGGUCAACCAGAUGGCUGUGAUUGAGGCGCAUGACAUUCUCAUCAGCCUCUCGGACGGAUUGGUCAGCGUGCAUGCCCUAUCUGACCAGUUACCUCUGCUUCAGCAACUCACCGACCAUCGUGGGGCAAGCGUUUUCGCGUGCACGACCGAAACGGUCGAGGUUCAGAAUGAAGACGACUCGGAGAAGAAGUAUUUUGUUAUGGUGAAGAUGUGCAUCGCGGUGAAACGACGAUUACAUCUUUUCUACUGGAAGCACAACCGGUUUCUCGAUUAUCCGUCGAGUCACGUUCUGCCGGAUGUUCCGAGAACGAUGCUCUGGUCUAGCGAAGACCAUCUCAUCAUAGGAUUCAAAUCCGAUUACAUUUUGCUCAAAGCCAGAACUGCCGGAGAGGUCAAAGAACUUUUCCCGCUCGGGAGACAGCCGGAACCGCUACUGGCGAAACUCCACGGGGACAACAUAGCCAUGCUACUCGAGAAGCAGCUAAUUCUCGCCGCGGCCAAUGGGAAACCCACCGAGAAAUAUUCCAUUAACCUCAGAGACACCCCCGUGUCGGUAACUUACGAUCAUCCGAACGUCAUAGCGGUUUCGAAUAGCGGUAUCGAAAUCCAUACAAUCCAUCCUCGUCUCGACAUCCAGGAAAUCACAAUGCAGCAGUCCCCGAAGCCUCACGCGCUCAUAACGUGGAAGGCUGGUCGAGUGUUCGUGGUCUCAACAAAUAACGUCUGGUGCAUGGUCCGCACUCCGAUCAGCGAGCAAAUGCAGUCCUGCAAGGAGAAGAAAUUGUAUACGCUCGCGCUGACCCUAGCGGACCUUCUGGACACGAACGACGCGGACAAAGCUUUGUGCAAGUACCACAUAAAUAACCUGUUAGCUUUCGACCAUUUCGUCAACCGGCGAUACGAUACUGCCCUGAAGUUAUUUGAGGAGAUUCAGACCGACCCACUGCACGUCAUCGGUUUGUUCCCCACACUCCUGAAGGACCAGCACCGGAAGUUCCUUGAUUAUCCGGGACCAUUACCGGAUGUCUCCGCUGAUCUUGGCGACGCUCUCCACGCUCUGACCGCAUAUCUGAAAGCGGCUCGGCGAACCAUCAUCGGACAGACUGGCGAGAGCGUCAAGGUCGGCGGCAUACUCGAAGGCACAGCCGCCGUUCGACCGAAGAAAGAACUUCUGCAGAUAAUCGACACCACGAUAUUGAAGAGCUACCUGCAAACAAAUCCUAGUCUCGUCGCAUCUCUCCUCCGCUACCGGGACAACCAUUGUCACCUCGAGGAAUCGGAAUCGGCACUCCUGCAGCAUCACAAGUACACCGAGCUGAUAAUCCUCUACGAACAGAAAGGACAGCAUCGGAAAGCGUUGCAACUCCUCUUCGAACAAGCUCACGUACCGAAUUCACCUCUCAAUGGCCACGAAAAAACAGUUCAAUACCUCCAGCGUCUGUCGGUUGAACAUUUUGAGCUGAUCCUCGAGUACGCGAAAUGGGUCAUAGAAGCCUUUCAGGAUGAUGGACUUAAGAUCUUCAUCGAGGAAAAGUGUGAAAGAGAGAAGCUCCCCAGAGAUCGCGUCAUUCAAUAUCUUACCAAAGAAGCUCCAGCCCUGAUACUGCCAUACCUCGAGCACAUAAUACUCAAAUGGCGAGACGACAAUAUUUUGUUCCACAAUAUGCUCGUCCACAAAUACCGCGAACAGAUCCUCCUUCGAUCGGACAAUGGCGUCGCCGGUGAGGCCGCAACCGCUCUUCGGCAGAAGCUCCUAGUCUUCCUGCGUACUUCCGAAAGGUACACCGUGAACAAGUUCCCGCAAUAUUUCCUCGAUGACAAGCUCUACCUCGAAUGCGCCAUCGUCAUGGGGAAACUUGGCCGGCAUCAAGAUGCCCUCACCAUUUACAUUCACGUGUUGAGAGACCUCGACCUGGCUGAACAAUAUUGCCUCGAGCAUUACUUGCAGCAUAAAACCGUUGAUCGAGAAGUCUUCCUCAUCUUGUUGAGCUUAUGCAAUCGUCCAGCUGACGUCUGUCUGAAGGCGCUGAACAUCGGGGCCCCACCUCCGACUGAACCAAUCAACAUCAGCCGGGUACUUGAGAUUCUAAACAGACACGCGGAUAAACUCGACCCUCUGAGAGCCGUCGAGGAAAUUCCCCCCGAGGUGUCGCUGAAGAAGUUGGAACAGUUCCUCACAGGACUCUUGGAGACCCAGAACGUUUAUCUAUCGAAGUUGCGGCUGCGUCAAGCCCUUUUAAUGAACGAGAACUUCAAAAUGAAGGAGAUCAAGAUGGACAUCGAGAAGAAUCCCGUCCUUAUACAAGACAGCACUUUGUGUGAUAUCUGCGGGAGAAGAAUCAAUCGAAGUGUUUUCGUGAUGACGGAGGACCAACAAAUUGUGCAUUACGCCUGCCACAAGAGAGACAUGUCCAUGUAGAAUCGACGGCUCAGAGGAACGAGGCUGAAUCGCUCUCGGGCGGCCGAUUCGAUUCCGGAACGGUGGAUGAAUGAUGAAAUGCUGAAUGAUUCCCUCUGGAGCGCAGUUGUACAUAGAAUGGUUUUGUUCCAUUUGUCAGAUUGGGAAAUAUAUCUAUUUUUCAUUGGCGUACGGGAGAGGUAUUCCUCAUUCAUUUUUCAAAAGCAGACGUGGAUAGAAGA